This is a messenger RNA of Trichoderma aggressivum f. europaeum, 1077 nucleotides long. RefSeq lists its product as uncharacterized. NCBI's taxonomy places the organism in Eukaryota, Fungi, Ascomycota, Sordariomycetes, Hypocreales, Hypocreaceae. Bases 1 to 1077 code for a protein of 358 amino acids. The record is from RefSeq and is a predicted model, not a curated record. The transcript has a single exon.
AUGGCCACUAAACUGCCUCUAGGGGUAGCCAACCGGGUCCGUACCGUCUUUGUGACCGGGGCAAACGGCUACAUAGGCACCGCCGUCUGUCGAGCGUUCGUCGGAGCGGGCUGGAAGACGUUUGGCCUUGUUCGCAAACCUGAAGCAGCGGAAGAACUAGAGGUCGCUGAAGUUAUACCCGUUGUGGGUGAUUUUACGGACCUCGGCUUUCUCGAUUCCGUUUAUGAAAAGGCCACGGUUUUCGAUUCCAUUAUAAGUUGUACCGAGAACCUCCCCGGAUAUGCGGAUCAUUUUCUCGAUGUCAUGGCGCUAGUCAAGGUCUUGGCUGGGAGAAGCAAGCAGCAUGGGGUUCGCUCUUUAGUCCUUUGGUCGUCUGGUUGCAAAGAUUAUGGAAGAACGGAUAUCCACGGAUCUCUCUCAUUGUUUCCACAUACAGAGACAUCUCCCACCAAUCCUCCAGAGUUCCUCCGUCAAAGAACCGAAAAUUGUACUCGUAUAUUCGACUAUAGCGAAAUUUUUGACGCCGUACUACUCCGGCCCACGAGCGUAUUUGGUCGCAGCGGCAGCUACUAUGGAGCCAUGUUUUCUUGGGUUGCGACUGAAGCAGUUGCCGAAAAUGACACCCUUAAAAUACCAGCGAAUCCCGACAACAUCAUGCAUGCGACUCACGUCGACGAUUGUGGCACAGCUUACCUAGCUAUUGCCGAGCACGCAAAUCGAAAUGCGGUGGACGGGAAGAUAUUCAACAUAUCCGGAUAUCGGUAUGAGACAGUGAGAGAGGUGGGGGAAGCCCUAGCGAAGGAGUACGGGUUUGGAGGAGGGGUAGAGUUCGUUCCUCCUGCUAAAGCACCGCCAUCGUUCCCCGAAGGACUUCACAUCGUUUUUAAUUUUAGCCAGUGGGUCAACAGCGAUAACAUCCGCCAGCUUACGGGUUGGGAAGAUCAUCGCCCACUGUUUUCUGAAAAUUUGGGUGUCUAUCGACGAGCUUUUGAAACAGCUCAGAGACGAGGGAAUGCUAACAUUAUGGCUAUUGAAGCUAGAAUAAGUAGUAAAUUUGGAAAGGGUGGGUUAGAUUGA